Messenger RNA from Lacerta agilis (Sand lizard), 1356 nucleotides. RefSeq names its product vertebrate ancient opsin-like. Gene Ontology annotation, biological process: G protein-coupled receptor signaling pathway; phototransduction; visual perception. The transcript is spliced from 5 exons. NCBI's taxonomy places the organism in Eukaryota, Metazoa, Chordata, Lepidosauria, Squamata, Lacertidae. The record is from RefSeq and is a predicted model, not a curated record. Gene Ontology annotation, molecular function: G protein-coupled receptor activity. The coding region runs from base 121 to 1287 and encodes 388 amino acids. Gene Ontology annotation, cellular component: photoreceptor outer segment; membrane.
UUUAAAGAAACCAAACCUUCUACUAUAAAGAAGAAAUUCCAUUUUAGGAAGAUGACCGUGGUUGAUUAGGUGUGCUGAUAUUCCCUGGCACGCUUUGUUCUUCUAUGUUGAAAGUCAGAAAUGGAUGAUCUGAUGGGAGAACCUGAAAAUGGAUCCUUGCUGCUAGAUCCCCCAGCAAGUUCCUCACCUUUGGAUCCGUUCUUGCAACCCCUGGACUUCAUUGAACCCUGGAACUUCUACCUUCUCUCUGCUCUGAUGUUCUUGGUGACUUCCCUGUCCCUCUUCGAGAAUUUUACUGUCAUCCUGGUGACUCUGAAAUUCAAACAGUUGAGGCAACCUCUAAACUAUGUCAUCGUGAACCUCUCCGUGGCUGAUUUCCUGGUCUCCUUGAUUGGGGGCACAAUCAGCUUUUUGACUAAUUUGAAGGGUUAUUUUUUCAUGGGCCACUGGGCAUGUGUGCUGGAAGGAUUUGCAGUCACGUUCUUUGGAAUAGUUGCCCUCUGGUCCCUUGCUCUGCUUGCGUUUGAGCGCUACAUUGUGAUUUGCCGCCCCCUGGGAAACAUGCGCCUCAGGGGGAAGCAUGCAGCUCUGGGAGUAGCCUUUGUGUGGGUUUUCUCCUUCAUCUGGACCAUCCCUCCUACAAUGGGGUGGAGCAGCUACACUACCAGCAAGAUUGGGACUACGUGUGAACCCAACUGGUAUUCUGGAGACUACAACAACCGUACUUUCAUUAUUACAUUCUUCACCACCUGUUUUAUCCUGCCCUUAUUGGUGAUUUUGAUAUCCUAUGGAAAACUGAUGCGGAAACUUAGAAAGGUUUCAGAUACUCAAGGUAGAUUGGGCUCUACAAGGAAGCCUGAAAGACAGGUGAACAGAAUGGUUGUCAUUAUGAUCCUUGCGUUUUUAAUUUGCUGGUCUCCUUACGCAGCCUUUUCAAUCUUGGUCACCACCUGUCCUUCCAUCAAACUGGACCCUCGCCUCGCUGCCAUUCCAGCUUUCUUUUCGAAAACGGCCACGGUGUAUAAUCCAGUUAUCUAUGCCUUUAUGAACAGUCAGUUCCGGAAGUGUCUUGUCCAACUGUUUCGGUGCAGAGGCCAAGAUAUUGCCGACUCCAACGUGAACCAUAUUUCAGAAAGGGCAGUGCUCACGCACAACAAAAAUGGUGGAGAGAUGUCCACAACGGCACCGCCUCUUACUGUCUUCAGCCGGAGAAGCGAAGAUGAGCAAAGCAGCUGCCAUUCUUUCGCCCAGCUGACCAUCGCAGAAAAUCAAGUUUGUCCAGUCUGAAUGCAACUCUUCAAGAUGAUGAGCCAGGACUGUUAACUGGGGAUGGGGAACUUGUGGCUCUGUAGACAA